This is a messenger RNA of Eimeria acervulina, 756 nucleotides long. RefSeq lists its product as hypothetical. Gene Ontology annotation, cellular component: nuclear inner membrane. Gene Ontology annotation, molecular function: chromatin binding. The coding region runs from base 1 to 756 and encodes 251 amino acids. The transcript has a single exon. NCBI's taxonomy places the organism in Eukaryota, Apicomplexa, Conoidasida, Eucoccidiorida, Eimeriidae. The record is from RefSeq and is a predicted model, not a curated record.
AUGAAUGGUUCUUCUCAAAGAAGGACUGCGCUUCAUCUUUCUGCUAUGGUGUCUGGACAGCACGACACAGAUGAGGCCAACGGGCACUUCAUUCAGGAGCAAAACUUCAAAGUGAAGCACAGACCGACUGUAUGGGUGCUGCUUCUUCACAUUGCCGUGCUGGCAACAAUUGUUCUUUCUCGGGUACCCUGCACCGACUUAGCCUUCGAAGAUGCUCCUUUUAUCGUGCAAGAACGCAUGGAGGAAAACAUCGAUGAUACAAUUUACUGCGACAGUGGAUACGAGCGGGAGGACGCUACUGACGGCCAAGAGUGCGUUACCUGCCCCCAAAAUGCGGAUUGCGCAGGAGGAACGAUGGCAUGCCGCCCUGGGUAUAUGCCUCCCGAGAGACAAAAGGGGCCGCAAGCAGCGCCAAAUGCCUGUGUCGAAGACAGUGAGAAAAAGGCUAGGGCAGCUGAUGUCUUGAAAUUACUGGUGGAAAUCCUGAAGGAGAGGCAGGGUCGGUACGACUGCGGAUACCCUGUGGAUCCCCUGUUUAGCCCCUCAGAGCAACUAGGGGGAAAGCCGUGGAGCAACACAAUCACGAAGAUGUGCGGUGGCCCGGGAUUAACUCGGUGGCAGAUGGUGUUUCACCGGGAUAUUGCACAAGCUAUUGCGGACGAAGGGGUUUACUACUGGCUAUUUUACAACUUCUUAACCCCAGAAGCUGCUGCCCAAAUCGAUAUCCAGGUCAGCGGCGGGCUAUUCAGGUAUUGA